Molecule: messenger RNA, 612 nt
Organism: Macadamia integrifolia
Lineage: Eukaryota; Viridiplantae; Streptophyta; Magnoliopsida; Proteales; Proteaceae
Product: S-protein homolog 5-like
Exons: 1
Coding region: 62-487 (141 amino acids)
Source: RefSeq, a predicted model, not a curated record
GGAGACGCAGACGACCUGUGUUUGUGAAUCACAACCAAAUCAGAUUAGAGAAGUAACCAAGAUGAGUCGUUUCAGUAAUAUAAACAAGCACAUGGUGACGCUUUUAAUUCUGAUGAUGUGGGUUGGUGAGUUCUCAUCUGUUAUUACUGUUGAUGCUACGAGGCAUGUUCGAAUUAUAAACGAAUUGGGUGAAGGUUAUGUACUGACGAUUCAUUGCAAAUCAAAGGAUGAUGAUUUGGGUGUGCAUGACCUUUCCUAUCAAAAGUAUUUUGAGUGGGGUUUCCAUGAUAACUUGUGGGGAACUACACUCUACUUUUGCCGCAUACAAUGGAGAAAUGCAGAUGUGUAUUUUGAUAUUUAUGAUGAAAAGAGGGAUCGAUUUGGUUGUUGUGAGCACUGGUGGGCUGCAAAAAUGGAUGCGCUUUAUUCUGUGAACCCCAAAACUGGUGCAGCUACUAAAGCUUGGCUUCGCUGGCAUGGCAAUUGAUGUGUAAUUGUAGUUGAGGAGAUCAGAUCAGGUUCAGGUGCGCGAAUAAUCUAUCUGGGACGCUUCCGCUCCUGAUCCUGGCAUUUGAAAUCCAGUAAAUCUCUCUCUAAUAAGCAUUGGAAUUU